AUUACUUCUUUUAAAUAUAAUUCCAUAAAUAUUGUAUCAUUAUGACCCAUUGAUUGUUCGUUAGUAUUUUGCAGAACAUGUUUGUUUUUACUGGGAUCAAAAAGAUGAUAGAUUAUCGAGAUCCUCUUAUAUACGCAUAUGACUUUUUCUUAUGUAGUAAAACUAACCAAUAAGAUAUGAUCCAAUUACUUGAUUUCAAUUGGUUAAUUUCACUCACUCAAUUUAUGGCGUUUCUAUAAACGGAUGCAUAUAAUUACUAGUACAUAUUUAUCAUUUGUUCUAUCUUAAUAAAUCAAACAAUUAUUAUUUUGGUCGGUGAAAAGAACAUACAAUAUGACUGGAUCUACGAAACCGGAUCUUGAUCGUUUAGGUUAUUUUAGAGAAAUGUCUUAUGUUACAAUUGGAGAUCCAUAUACUGAUCUAGGAAAAUUCGUUUUCAAUGAAGAUUCUUGUAAAGGUAGACAACUAUAUGGGAUUAGUACGAAAUCAAAAUGUGGUUUAAACGAUGGAUAUUUUAGUCCAUAUAAUCGAUUAUUUAUUGGUGAAUCAUAUACAGAUAUGACAAAAAUCAAGCAUGAAGAACGUUUGAAAGAAAAAAUUAAAGAAGGUGCAAAAGCAUUUCUUCCAUCUUCUGGUCCUAAACAACUUAUUGGAUCUGGAAAUUAUUGGGGUACAUUUUCAGAACCAAUUCCAUAUUUCCGUAAUGAAUUUAUUAAAUCAACUAAAUCAUCUGAUGGAAAAAAUUUUUACACCUCACCAUCUAAAAAAGGUGCUGGAUCUAGUUAUCCUAAUGUAACAAUUGGAAAAUUACCUGCUUAUGUUUCAGAACCAUAUUUAGAUAAUAUAAAUAAAACUAACAAAGAUAAUAAAAAUGCAAUACUAAGUCGUAAAAACUUUAUUCAAUGUGGAAAUAUUGACUACUUUGGUCCAGAUCCAUAUAAACAACAACAAGGUAUUGUCAAAAAACCUUUAAAACCUAUAACAAUACAAACGAAAAGAAUUACAAUUCCAUUUAGACCAUCUAAUCCAGGUAAAGAACCAGGUGGUUACAAAGCUGGUACAUUUAAUCCAUUUCCUAAUUAUAUAUCUGAACCAUAUAUUGAUCCUUAUAAACUAAUAAAUUCACAUAGAGAUGCUAAAGUGUUUAUUCCAUCAUCUGGACCUAAAUCUGCUCGAUUUGAUUCAAUAUUAACAAGAAAUGUAAAUAAAACUAUAAAUUCAUCUAAUUAUGACACUGUUAAAUCUGUAAUUUAUUCAUGAAAUAUUUAAGAAAGAAAAUAUUGUGAUUUAUGAAUGUUAAAUGUAUGUUCC
Messenger RNA from Schistosoma spindalis, 1311 nucleotides. Lineage: Eukaryota; Metazoa; Platyhelminthes; Trematoda; Strigeidida; Schistosomatidae. The record is from the annotation of a GenBank genome assembly.